GCCUCCAGUUUAAUCUGCAAUAGGUGAACGUGAGGAGAGUGAUACAGGAGAACUUUGUAACAGCACUAAUGUUUAUAAUUCUCACGCUAAAAUAUUAACAAGUUAAUACAUUAUUAAGAUUAUAAGUGUCAAUGAAACUUUAUAUACAUUAAAGUAUAUAACCAAAAAUGAAGUUUGCAGAACAUCUAUCUGCCCAUAUUACGCCUGAGUGGCGUAAGCAGUAUAUUAGUUAUGAGGAAAUGAAAGCAAUGCUUUAUACUGCAGUGGAGGAGGCACCUUCUUCGGAAAGUGUAGAACCAGAAGUGAUACAAAGGCACUUUGCUUCCUUUGACGAAGUAUUUUUUACAUUUUGUGAUCGUGAAUUAAAAAAAAUUAAUACUUUUUAUUCUGAAAAGUUAGCAGAAGCAACACGUAAAUAUGCAGCAUUACAAAAUGAAUUGAAAACUGCUUUAGAAUUGCAACAUGGCAGUGGCAAAAACAAAGGAAAACCUAAUACCAAACCUCAUCUACCUACAAGAAAAUUACGAGAAUUGAAACUUGCAUUUUCAGAGUUCUAUCUUUCUCUCAUACUUUUACAAAACUACCAAAAUCUUAAUUAUACUGGGUUUCGUAAAAUUCUUAAAAAGCAUGAUAAGUUAUUGUCUGUGGAUAGUGGUUCAAAGUGGAGGAUAGAAUGUGUAGAAAUAGCACAUUUCUAUACUUCAAAAGAUAUAGAUAAACUUAUACAAGAAACAGAGGCAACUGUAACAAAUGAUCUCGAAGGUGGAGAUAGGCAACGUGCUAUGAAAAGACUUCGUGUGCCACCACUAGGAGAACAUCAGAGCCCAUGGACUACUUUUAAAGUGGGAUUAUUCUCUGGAAGCUUUAUAAUUCUAUUUAUAGCAGUUGUUCUCUCAGCAAUAUUCCAUGAGAGUGGAGAAAAUUUGAAAGUAGCUUUUCGUUUAUACAGAGGGCCAUUGCUUAUCAUUCAAUUCUUAUUUCUCAUUGGUGUUAAUGUUUAUGGUUGGAGAUCUUCGGGGGUAAAUCAUGUUCUAAUAUUUGAAUUGGAUCCACGAAAUCAUCUCUCUGAACAACAUCUUAUGGAAUUGUCUGCAGUACUUGGAGUAGUAUGGACAUUAAGUCUAUUAAGUUUCCUUUAUAGUGCUAGCCUUAGUAUUCCGCCAUAUGUAAAUCCUUUAGCUCUUGUCUGUCUUAUGCUGGCAUUUUUUCUGAAUCCAUUCAAGAUCUUUCGUCAUGAAGCACGCUUUUGGUUACUCAAAAUCAUUGGUCGUGUUUUAGUUUCCCCAUUUGCAUAUGUCAAUUUCGCAGAUUUUUGGUUAGCCGAUCAGUUAAAUAGUUUGACUACUGCUCUCUUAGACUUUCAUUUUUUAACAUGUUUUUACAUCACGAAUGGUAAUUGGCUCGAAGCAGGGAACACAAAGCAAUGUUCAUCAGGAUCUUUGAUCCUCAGACCUAUUGUUAAUUGUUUACCAGCUUGGUUUCGUUUUGCACAAUGUUUACGAAGAUAUCGUGAUUCAAAAGAAGCAUUUCCGCAUUUAGCAAAUGCUGGAAAAUAUUCAACUACCUUUCUAGUUGUUAUAGCUAAUACGUUACAUAAUUAUCAUCAAGAUGAAUAUAGUAAUCAAUGGGAGAAUCCAUGGUUAUGGUCUUGGGUGGCAAGUUGCGUCGUUAAUUCAGUAUAUUCUUAUACAUGGGAUCUUAAGAUGGAUUGGGGUCUUCUGGAUAAUAAUGCUGGUGAAAACCGAUUUUUAAGAGAGGAAGUUGUUUAUUCUGCAGCGGCCUUCUAUUAUUUUGCAAUAAUAGAGGAUUUUGUAUUAAGAUUCAUAUGGGUUGCAAGUUUCAUUUUAAUACAAUGUGGACAUAUUUCCAACGACUUAAUGACAUCUAUAGUUGCACCCCUUGAAGUUUUUAGGCGUUUUAUUUGGAAUUUCUUUCGAUUGGAGAACGAGCAUUUAAAUAAUUGUGGUAAAUUUCGCGCUGUACGCGAUAUUUCCAUAGCACCAAUUGAAAGUUCUGAUCAAAUGCAAAUUCUUCGUAUGAUGGAUGAUGAAAAUGGAGUACUAAACAGAGGUAAACGUAAAGGUGGUGGUAAAAAGCAAGGAAAUACCAAGGAAGAAAAGAGAGCAUUGCUUAAGGAAACUAUUGAUAUCGAUAUAUCGAAUGCUAGUUGAAAUUAGUAAGUACGAGAUGUAUAAAAAUAUAUGUAUAUUUGUAUAGAAUAUUGUACAUGCAUCUUAGAAUAGAUGGAAUCUUGUACAGUUUCUUGAAUUAUGGAUGAUUAGACAAUAUUAAUUCAAUUUUGUAUAAAAUGUUAUAUCUACAGUAUACGUACAUAAACAAAUAACACAGUUGAAGAAUAUAAAGGUAAUAUAUGUUAUGCGCCUUUUGUGUUAUUCCUAUAAAAUAGUCUCUGUCAACGUGUAAAUACUUAAUGGUAUAUGUCAUAAUAUUUUAUGUCAAGAGUCUUCCACUAUAAAAAUUUAUAAGGCACUCGAGAAUAUGAUUUAUAUUAAUUUGUUAAUUUUCAUCUAGUGAGUACGAUCUUCUAUAUUUAUGUACAUAUACAUGCAUAAAUUUAAUUAAGUUUAAACCCAAGUUAUAUUCAAGUUUGUAGAGAAAGA
This is a messenger RNA of Vespula pensylvanica (western yellowjacket), 2621 nucleotides long. Its product is annotated as xenotropic and polytropic retrovirus receptor 1. Gene Ontology annotation, molecular function: inositol hexakisphosphate binding. Lineage: Eukaryota; Metazoa; Arthropoda; Insecta; Hymenoptera; Vespidae. Gene Ontology annotation, cellular component: Golgi apparatus; cytoplasm; plasma membrane. The record is from RefSeq and is a predicted model, not a curated record. The transcript is spliced from 10 exons. The coding region runs from base 168 to 2171 and encodes 667 amino acids. Gene Ontology annotation, biological process: cellular response to phosphate starvation; phosphate ion transport.